This is a messenger RNA of Menidia menidia (Atlantic silverside), 399 nucleotides long. NCBI's taxonomy places the organism in Eukaryota, Metazoa, Chordata, Actinopteri, Atheriniformes, Atherinopsidae. The record is from the annotation of a GenBank genome assembly.
AUGAUAAUAAAGGCCAUGGUAUACUUGACCCAAACAGAAAGAGAGAUACAGCAGAAAGGCCUUGAUGUAGGGAGGUUCACAGAGGAUGUCUUUAUGUGGCAGUGGAUAGGGGAAAGCUGCUCCACUGCAGGGCUGACUUUGUAUCCUGCGGCCCUGGUUGUGCCCAGUGGCCUCCCUGGACUGGUCUUGAACCCGGCGGCUCUGGUCGUGCCCAGCGGUCGCCCGGUGCUGGUUCUGUAUCCAGCUAGCUUGGUGGUUCCCAAAGGCCGCCCCCUUCUGCCCGACUUCCCGACGCCCUUGCUUUUUUUCUUUGCAUCGUCGGGGACCUGCUCGGUGCCUUUCAUGCCUGGUAUUUUCCCGGGCGUGCGCAGGUCCCCCCCGAGAACGUCCUGUCUCUGA